CUCCAGUCAGACCACCGCGUCCCUCCGCACAACAUGGAUACCUCCUCGAUGCCUCUGCUCAACUACGGCCUGCAGUACCAGUGGUUCUCCGACUCGGACCUCUCCAGCAUCUGCUCUUCCGAGACCCUCUCCCCUGUCAACUCCUUGGACUCCAGCCUGUCCCCGUCCUACCAGCAGCCCCCUCAGUCCGCCCACAAGACGGCCAAGAGCCGAUACGCUCAGGGCCUCAAGUCCUCGCCCUGCUCGCUGUCCGGACGCGGCCGCAAGUCGGGCCGGGCCGCCCGGAUCCGCAGCAAACAGAGGGAGAGCGCCAGCGAGAAGGAGAAGAUGAGGAUGAGGGAUCUGACCAAGGCCCUGCAUCACCUCAGGUCCUACCUCCCGCCGUCGGUGGCCCCCGCCGGACAGACCCUGACAAAGAUCGAGACUCUGCGACUCACCAUCAGCUACAUCUCCUACCUGUCGUCCCAGCUGGGCCUCAGCGAGGAGGUGCUGUUCCAGCGGAGGGAACAAGGAGACCCCUCGGCCAGCGACGCCUCCUCGCCCGACAUCCUCAGCUACUUCCAGCACGACUCCAUGGGAGGCCACCAGGCCCAGCUCCAGAGCCAGAACCUGAACCACAGCUUGUACCCGGCCGAGUGCCACAGCCAGAGCGCCGCGCUGCACUCUGGGAGCUGUGGCUUCGGAGCGGAUCAGUACAGUGGCGCUCCUCAGGGAGACAUCAGCGUGGACAGCAUCCUGCAGACUCCUCCAACAACACAGCCCUCCUGUCAGGUAUGUGACCAUUGAUUCGUUAUUAUUUAAGACACUCUUUUUUAGUAUUUGUAUAAAUAAAAAAAAGAAACAUACAUUUACCGUCAGCUUGAACAAAAUGCUAAUAUAUUUCCUGCUUUUGUUUUUUGAUUACAGGUGUACGGCAGAGACUUCUGCAUCCCGUUGGUUCCCAGAGAGUAUUGGGGCUGAACCCCUCCAACACCGAUCACCAUCCAACAACAGACACAGACGACUUCCCUUGUCUUUACUGCCUCACUGUGAAUCAAGUUAUUUAUUUAAUAUAAAUGCUACUCUACGUUCUAUUUAUUUUUGUCCCAUGAAAUGCUCCUUGUAAAUAUUGAUAUGUCUAACAACUAUUUUUUUUAAAUUUCUCUAUGCCGCUAUUUAUAAUAAAAUAUUCAAAUGUCACCUCGUUUUGUCAGUUUCUCUCAUUCAUCAUUCAUGCAGGUUAUUCGUCAUGUUUGUACUUUAGCUUCGGGAACAGAGUUGAAGUUUAGUAGCUGAGAAUAAGGGGCUUGUUAGAGAAAAGGUUACUGGUUCAAAUCCAGGGGGCUUGUGUGUAAACUCAUACAUACUGUAGUUACAUGACGCAGGGCGAAGCUGGUGCAUAUGGAAAAUGCCACAGUACCAUCUCCUGGUCAUUCACAACACCGUCUUCUAAUCUGGAUGAAAACGUCAACGAUGGAUCUCACAGCAGAGCACA
Scophthalmus maximus (turbot) is the source of this 1474-nucleotide messenger RNA. RefSeq names its product mesoderm posterior protein 1-like. Bases 34 to 786 code for a protein of 250 amino acids. The transcript has a single exon. Lineage: Eukaryota; Metazoa; Chordata; Actinopteri; Pleuronectiformes; Scophthalmidae. Gene Ontology annotation, molecular function: RNA polymerase II cis-regulatory region sequence-specific DNA binding; protein dimerization activity; DNA-binding transcription factor activity, RNA polymerase II-specific. Gene Ontology annotation, cellular component: nucleus. The record is from RefSeq and is a predicted model, not a curated record. Gene Ontology annotation, biological process: mesoderm formation; regulation of transcription by RNA polymerase II; heart morphogenesis.